AUGAGCAGCAUCAAAGCACGAGCGACUACGCCGUCGGACGCCAAAGCCGUCACUCGCAAGCCGACCACGGCCACUCGCCCCGUGUCCAACCAGUCGGAGAAGGCUGGGAUUCGCGACGGUAGCCGGGCGCGCCUAAGCACGUCUCGCAGCGACAAGGAGCCCAAUACUACCGCAGUGGAUGCUGCGCUUCGCACCAAGAAGCCAGCUGCCAAGCCGAGCGUCAACAACAACGACGUCGAGGCCGCCAAAUCCAAGAAGUCGGGACAUCCGAUGCCGUCGCAAGCACUCAACAAGCACAAACAAGCCGACCCGUGGAGCACGAAGAAGAAGCACAAAACGAACUUUGGUGCCGCGUAUGCCGCCGGCAACAUCCCUUGCCGUAUCAACCACGGAGGUAUCAAGAACGCGCUGCAAUGGAACCAAUCGCCCGAAGACCUCGAGUACAACCCGCUCCUCGUCACUUGCUGCGAGGGCUUCCAAGAGACCGAUCACCCUUACGUGUUUCUUGCGCGCCAAGGCUUCAACGACCUCAUGCACGCCAAUGGCGCUGAUGACAAGGUCCGGCCGCUCCUUGGACUGCUCAUUCCGCCGAUCCGAGCGGCGCUCAUGGCCCCGGACGACGAUGUGCUCGUUGUGACGCUCAAAGCGAUCCAAGCGAUUGCAGAUGCCGUUGGGUCGGACAUGAAUGUGCACUUGCCCAAACUCAUUCAGCAGAUCCAUCGCAAGUACUCGGCCAAGGGGCUGCGCGCGACAAUCGAUGAUACGCUUGCAGCCCUCGAGCGCAACGGGGGCCCGGAGGCACUGCGUAUCAUUCGCACCAAGAUUCCAACGUACGCUUCCUUGGCACAGUAG
Saprolegnia parasitica CBS 223.65 is the source of this 852-nucleotide messenger RNA. RefSeq lists its product as hypothetical. NCBI's taxonomy places the organism in Eukaryota, Oomycota, Saprolegniomycetes, Saprolegniales, Saprolegniaceae. Bases 1 to 852 code for a protein of 283 amino acids. The transcript has 8 exons. The record is from RefSeq and is a predicted model, not a curated record.